Messenger RNA from Necator americanus (New World hookworm), 312 nucleotides. RefSeq lists its product as uncharacterized. The transcript has 2 exons. NCBI's taxonomy places the organism in Eukaryota, Metazoa, Nematoda, Chromadorea, Rhabditida, Ancylostomatidae. The record is from RefSeq and is a predicted model, not a curated record. The coding region runs from base 1 to 312 and encodes 103 amino acids.
AUGGAGGUUCCAGUCUGCAUUGAAAAAAUGAAGAAUGGAAAAUCUGGUGGAGACGACGGGAUUAGCGCAGAAAUGCUGAAAUACCUUCCUCCGUCUGGGAUUCGAAUUAUCGAGGAGCAAACUGGCUUCCGUCCUGGCCGAUCUACGAUUGAACAAGUGUUCAUCGUCAUACUGAUUGAAAUCUGGCAGCGGUAUUCGAAGCCGAUGCAAUUAGCGUUUCUGGACUUUGAAGCCGCGUUCGACUCUCCUCACCGAGAUCGUCUUCUCAACGCGCUCCGCGCGAAUGGAGUACCAGGAAAGUUCGCUUGCUAG